AUUGAAUGCCGUCCGCUUUCUUCUUCGCCUUUUCCAUUCAUUUCAUUUCUAAUCAAAACAACGACAAAACUAUCAUUUUGAGGACGUUUACAAUUUCGUUUGUGAGUCGACACCGGUACAAAUUAAAUGUCUAUGAAACAGGAAAAGAAAUGUAUUAAGGAAUUCAGUAUUCUGUAUUGAGGUUAAGCACUGCGCAAAAUGGAGUUAGCUAACGGUCAGGAAAAAGCAGAUCUAAAUAAUUUGGUGAAAAACAUUGUAAAAAUCUUGCUCUCAUCCUCUAAAUAUUUUCACUGCCCAUUCUGCGCUGACGAGUAUUUAUUUGAGUUCACUCUCCGGCAUCAUUUGCUGAAAAACCACGUAGAAGAUCUGUCGAAAAUUGUUCAAUCACCAGAUUCCAGUAUUAAGUUUUGUGAUAGUAACAUCUGUCCGUACUGUGGGGCAUUAUUCUACUACAUAUCUGCACUUCCGAAGCAUAUAAUGAAUAGUCACAGCCAGGACUGUUUGAUCAAGUGGCAAACCAUAGUUAAAGAAAAUAGUCUGCAAAGAAAGUUUCUGGCGGAACCAAGUAUCAAAUGCGUACCGUGUUCGCCUGGGUUAAGCGAUCUGUUCGAAGAGUUAAGCACGGGUAGUUCGAAGCACAACAAGAAAAGCCGUACGCAUAUAAGAGAUGCUUCUCCUUUGUAUAAAUCUGCCCUGAAGAAUGCAAAUCGGAUGUCCGCCUCCAGACGCUCGGAAUCCUGGGUCAGUUGUGAUUUUGAAUUUACAAAACAUUCCCAUGUUUCUAGUACGGCUCGACGGGAACUUCAGUUUGACGCUGCAGUUGUAGAAAACGCAAGUGACGAUGCAGGAUCGAUUAGCACAGGAAAAAAGCCUAAACGAUCACGAAAACGGUUUAACCUGCGUUCCCUGAAACCGAAGGGAAGUUUCAAGAAAUAUGUUUUGUCCAAAUUUACACGAAAGUAUCACUGCAAAAUCAUCACGAGUACACCUAACAAUUUCCUUGACGGUAACGAUCUUGCGGUGUCCAAUUCGCUGCUGCACAAUCAAGAACGAUGGAAUCGAAUUCAUUUGGAUUGAAACCAAUAAGGUUAUUUAACAGUACUGUGUACUACCUAACGUUGAAGGUAAGAAGUUACAGUUUCAGUAUCGUUUCACAUUUUCGAAGUAUUACCCAUGACAAUAAUGUUGUUUAGUUUAAUCAUUCAAAGUAUUCACAGUUUUUAGAUUUAGAAUUUUGAAAUAUUUAUUUUACCAACGAAAAAUAAGCCUAGCAGUAUAAGUUUUAAUAAAAACUCGGAUUAUCAAA
Molecule: messenger RNA, 1306 nt
Organism: Wyeomyia smithii (pitcher-plant mosquito)
Lineage: Eukaryota; Metazoa; Arthropoda; Insecta; Diptera; Culicidae
Exons: 2
Coding region: 199-1077 (292 amino acids)
Source: RefSeq, a predicted model, not a curated record